Nicrophorus vespilloides is the source of this 3126-nucleotide messenger RNA. RefSeq names its product UNC93-like protein. NCBI's taxonomy places the organism in Eukaryota, Metazoa, Arthropoda, Insecta, Coleoptera, Silphidae. Gene Ontology annotation, biological process: regulation of potassium ion transport; regulation of muscle contraction. Gene Ontology annotation, cellular component: striated muscle dense body; plasma membrane. Gene Ontology annotation, molecular function: potassium channel regulator activity. The transcript is spliced from 6 exons. Bases 272 to 2032 code for a protein of 586 amino acids. The record is from RefSeq and is a predicted model, not a curated record.
AAAAACAAAAAAUAAACGCAAGAGCAGCCUCCGAUUUCCACCGUAAACAGCGAUUAUACAACUGGAAACGUGCACGUUUUUCCACAAUUCAUUAUUAUUUUUUUUGCUCUCCGCUGCUCCUUGCAUCAUUUCCACCUGAUAAUUACUUCGGUUCAGUUACUGUGCGGUAAUACUCAACUGAGAUGUGAUAGGUGUGAUCGCAGACUCCGAGGAAGAUCAUUUUUCCCCAAAACGAAAAUUUACAAAUUUUGAGACAAAACAAAAAACGAUAAUGGGAACCACAAAUAACAAUUCGACAUCAUGUUUUCCACCUCCGAAGCAGAGACGCAUGUCAAUUCGGAGCUUUUAUUGGAUAGAAGAGGGGUACAACGAUAGCGAGAUGACUGUGGCCUGCGAGAACAACACAGGAUCUGCGGAUCCUGCACACAACGAUAAUGGAACUGUGUACACGGUUUCCGUGAAUCGUAGCUACGACAAUAAGGGCUACAACAAGAGCGAUGACGGAGACCCAAAGAAACCGCCGCGCGAGAUCAGUGACGAGGAGGCCUCCCAGCAGGGUAAAUUCAAGCUGUCGCGGAAGGAGAAGUGGAGGAUCCUGAAGAACGUGUCGGCCGUGUCCUGCGCUUUCAUGAUCCAGUUCACGGCCUUCCAAGGCACCGCGAACCUGCAGAGCAGUAUCAACGCCAAGGACGGCCUCGGCACCGUCUCGCUCAGCGCCAUCUACGCCGCCCUCGUCGUCAGCUGCAUCUUCGUACCCACACUAGUUAUUAAGAGGCUAACGGUAAAAUGGACACUCUGCGUAUCGAUGCUAUGCUACGCCCCGUACAUCGGGGCGCAAUUCUACCCCAAAUUCUACACCCUCGUACCUGCUGGCGUCCUGCUGGGUAUAGGCGCCGCUCCCAUGUGGGCAUCCAAAGCCACGUACCUCACGCAAGUCGCGGCGGUCUACGCUAAACUCACGGAUCAACUCGUCGACGGAAUCAUCGUACGCUUCUUCGGCUUCUUCUUCCUGGCCUGGCAAACGGCCGAACUCUGGGGAAACCUUAUCUCAUCUUUAGUUUUAAGCAAUCCACAUGGAGGAGAUGGAUCUGGUCCGAACGAUACGUUACCCACAUACGACAGCUGCGGUGCCAAUUUCUGCGUUAUGAAUAUGCACAGCAACGAGAAUCUGGCUCGUCCGGACGACAAGGAAAUCUACGAAAUCUCAACCAUCUACUUGGCCUGCAUUCUUGUAGCCGUCAUCAUCAUCGCCGUCUUCGUCGAUCCACUCUCAAGAUAUGGUGAGAAGCAGAGGAGAAAUAGUGGAGCUGAGCUUUCAGGAAUCCAAUUGCUUUCUGCUACGGCUUAUCAACUGAAGAAACCGUACCAGCAGUUACUCAUUCCUAUCACAGUAUGGAUCGGCAUGGAACAAGCUUUCAUCGGCGCUGACUUCACUCAGGCCUAUGUUUCUUGUGCAUUGGGGAUCCCAUCUGUGGGAUAUGUGAUGAUCUGCUUCGGUGUUGUCAACGCGCUGUGCAGUUUGCUCUUCGGAUCUGUCAUGAAGUAUAUUGGCAGGCAGCCGAUCAUGGCUCUAGGAGCACUAGUUCAUUGCGCUUUGGUGGCUUGGUUCCUGGUCUGGAAGCCUCAUCCGUCCAAUCCGUCCGUCUUCUUCAUCGCCUCUGGACUCUGGGGCGUCGGAGAUGCCGUCUGGCAAACUCAAGUCAACGGAUUGUACGGCACGCUGUUCAGAAGGAACAAGGAAGCGGCGUUCUCCAACUACAGGCUGUGGGAGAGCUCAGGAUUCGUGAUCGCCUAUGCUUACUCCAACCAUCUCUGCGCUCGCAUGAAGCUCUACGUUAUGCUCGCUGUCCUGUUACUCGGCGUCUUCAUGUACAUCAUCGUCGAGAUCUUGCACACUAGGAAGCUCAGGAGGCAGAAGGAGAAGGAAAGGCAGGCUGCCGCUUUGGAAGCUACGAAGAUGCCGCAGGAACCUGAGGAAACUGAUGAUGAAAUUGACGAGAUCGACGAUAAGAUUAUUGUUACACACUUCUAGGGAAUUUCAAUCAAGCAAAAAAAAAAGGUAGAUUAGAUGAUCCGAUUCUCAGAUCUUAUAUUCGCAAUGGAGAAUACAAGAUGCUACCCAAACGAAAAAAGUAAAAAAAAACAAACGUAAAGUAGUCGAGUGUUUACUUUAAGUAAAUAGCAGAACUUAAUAAAUGUAAUACUAUUGUUGUUGUUAUUAUUGUUGUAGUUGUUGCGAUUUCAGAUUUCGAUUGACUUGAAAUCUGCUGGAAACGAAAACAAAAACAAAAUCUUCUUGAAAACAAAACAAAAAACAAACAUGCGACUUUGGCUUUCUUGAUAUUCGCAAAGUAUUGUUGACCAAAAUUUUUCGCGCACAUUUAUAUAUUAUACACACAUAUAAAUAUCAUUACGUUAUCUGUGAUGGUAAAGGUUUUACGUAUGAACUGUUAAGGUUUUGCAUUUUUGUACAAAUACGCGUUUUUAUUUUAAUUUACUCCGAUUUUAAUUUUUUUGGUUUAUUUUUACCUUAGGACUGUGAUCAUAUAAAUCAUGUAAUUUAACGCUAUUUUUUUCUUUUGUUUUUAACUGCUUCCACUUUUAUUUUUUCGUGUAAAUAGAAGUCGUGUAUUCGACGUUACCUAUGUAUAUACCAGUACGAUAUUAAACAGUAAACUGCGUACAAAAAUGCAUCUCGAAAAUUUGAUACAGAGCAAUAUUAUAUUAUUAUUCUUCACGCGGAAGAGUGUUUGAAAAAGUAAAUGUAUUUUUUACACAACGAGUUACUGUAAAUCCUUUCAAUAAUUUUAUUUAUCCGAAUUAUUAUGAUUAUAUAUAUAUUUACAUGUUAUAUUUCGUUUAGUAUUAUUUCGUGUUAACACUAAUUAAUAGAAACGCAGUAAUUUGCACCGAUUUCAAGUGCGUAGAAGAUCAAAUUUAUAAAUUAUUAGUAUCUUAAUUAUUGUUAACGUUUAUUUAUGUAUUUUAUUUCCUUAGAUUAUAAUUAUAGACACCAUCCCCACUGUACAGUAAUAUAUAAGUUUUUUUGUUUAUAGUUAUAACAAUCAAUCCUUGUUGUGAAUAGUCAGUAUUUUAACAACUAAAAUAAAAAUCAAUGAAAAUGAA